UAACAUCCCACAUGCCAGGUGGUACGCCCCAAAAGUAAGACAAAUAGGUGCAGAUGAGUGGAUGGACAUAAUCAUUCACUAAAGGAAAUCAAAUGCAUUAGCUUUCUGAAGGGAUUUCCAUCAAUACCCACAGUCCCUCCAAAAUAUUCAGAUAGGGGCCAUACCAUCCUCCCAGCCAAGAUAGAGAAAGAAGAUUGAUCAAGUUAAUGUCUGGUGCAGACAGCAGAGUUGAUGUCAGUUGAUUCCAACAACCUGAGCCGGAGUUCUCCAAUGUCACCCACUCAGAUGUCACACACUCUUGUCCAGGUGUCAUGUCUGUGGCCUCACACUUUCCAGGAUGGGGGUAGGGCAGGACCAUGGGGUUUCCAUCUCAUGGUGUCAUCACCACAUCUGUUCCUUAAUUAUCAGUUGACCUUGGUGUCUGGCUGGCUGCCCGGUGGUAACUGUCCUCUCAUGCCCUUGUAAAGGAAUGUGUACACUCCCCACACUGAUGGGCUACUGAUAAGAUCACAUCCUGGGUGCUGAUAAUCAUCUCUCCAAUAACUGGCUUUUGGGGGCACCUCCCUGAAGUCCCUGAUCACACUGUACCCCACCCCUAGUCCUGCCACGCUAAUGUGCUAACACUCCUGACCAACAGCACGAGGGAGGUGGGCACCGUGGCACAGGUGAACGGGGCUGUAAGCAGUAGGAAGGGGGCUGCUCUGCUCUGAGAGGGUGCUGUGAAAUCACACACACACACACACACACACACACACACACAGAGUCUACCUUGCCCAGCUCUCCUGGAUCUCCAGGUAUCUUUGGGCUGAUCAAUAGAUUGCAGCCUGGCUGGACAGAAUCCCAAGGCAGGAUAAGCCAUGGAGGGUGGAAGGAGUCACACUUGAGCCCCAGGGAUCUUCCCAGCCCUUCCUGGCUCUCUUUGAAGUCAGAAAGAGGCUCAACACUUAGACUGAGUACUUGGUGGCUUCCUCUCCCUCUCCACCCAUCCUCAUCUCUAUGGAUGGCCUGCCCCUUGCCUUUUCUGCAUGCUGAAUACUAUCUUAUCAUUGGAAGAUCCCCUCAAAUGUUCCCUUCUGGACAGAAUUUGUCAUUCAUUCCACUGGAAGCACACUGGUCCUCCCCUCUAUAGGGAUGCUCACCACAUGGUUGAACCCAAAGCCUGUCUGGUUCCUCUGCUGGACUUGAGUUCCUGGGCACUUUGGCUUUCCCAGAGCCUGGCAUGGGUCUGGCAUAGGGCUGAAUAAAUGAAAGAUGCUGGCAUUUAAGAGUGAAGGAAUGAAUAAAUGAAUGGAUGGAUGGAGGGGAGGGCAGAGGAUGGGUGGAUGGGAGAAUGGGUGAACAAAUUUCGGGGUGGGUGCAUGAACAGAUGGAUGUAUUUCUGAUACAGGGGAUGAUGGAGGAGGAGGUCACCUUAUCAAGAAAGUGUGGGCUUCCCCAGGUCUGUCCUCUAGAACAGUUUUCAUUUUAAGAGUCCCACUUCCUUCUGUAAGCUCGGACCCCUACAGGAUAGUUACAGAGAGUUCUUCUGGGUCUCUCUUCUUCCCUUAGCUCUAGGCUUAGCAUUUUUAGGGGGUUUAGAUGAGGCAGAAAUGGCUAAAAUAUACUGAGUUCCCACUAUGGGUCUAACACCAGGCUAGACAUUUUUACAGAUGUGGCCUUGUUUAAUAAAAAUAGCACCCCAGUUCUGUGAAAUUGGUUCUAUUAUAUUAUCCCAUUUUUACAGUGAAGAAAAUGGGCUCAGAGACACUAAGUGAAUUGUCUAAGGUCAUACAGCUAAUGUCUAGCAAAGGAUGGGAUUUGAAUUUAAAACCUACUCAAGGAGCCAGGGCUGGAUGGGCUAGAGAUCAAGUGACACCGAGGAACCAGAGGCCGGGAUGGCGGGCGGCAGGGCUGGCCCUGCUCUGAAGACAGGGGCUCUGAGUUCUAGUCCUGACCUGGCCUCUUUUACUGGCAGACAGUGGGUGAGACUUUGCCCAUCUCCAAGCCUCAGUGUCCACAUGUGAAUCUGCUGCCCCUCGGGAGUCUCUUCCAAGUGAAUGUUGCAGAAAUCGAGGUGGAUGUAAGGAGCUUCCUUGGGAUGUCCCAUCCUUUCUCUGCCAGCUAGUGACCAAAGGGCAGGGCUGCACAUUAGAUAAUGGUUAACUGGACCUGAGGCCCCAUCUAUAAGGCAGACACCGAGCUGGCCAAGAUUCCACAGGAUGCAGUGGGUGAAGGUACUGGGAGGGGUGGUGGGGGCUGCUGCCCUCUUGGGGCUGGGGAUCAUUGUGGGUCACUUUGCCAUCCCCAAGGGGGCUGACUCGCCAGCCCCCAGUGCCUCAGCCUCCCAGGACCUGGACCUGAAGAUCCUCGAGACGGUCAUGGAACAGCUAGAUGCCAACAGGAUCCGGGAGAACCUUAGAGAACUCUCCAAGGAGCCGCAUCUGGCCACCAGCCCCCGGGAUGAGGCGCUGGUGCAGCUGCUGCUGCAGCGCUGGCAAGACCCGGAGUCAGGCCUGGACUCAGCCAGGACCACUGAGUACGAAGUGCUGCUGUCCUUCCCCCGCGAGGAGCAGCCCAACCGUGUGGAUGUGGUGAACUCCACUGGGGCCGUCCUCUUCUCCUGCCGACAGAGUGAGGAGAACGUGACCGGGGAGCAGGGGGGCCCCGAUGUGGUGCCGCCCUAUGCUGCCUAUGCUCCUCCUGGAACCCCACAGGGCCCCCUCGUCUACGCCAACCAGGGCUCGGAAGAAGACUUCAAGAAACUACAGAAAGAGGAAGUCAAACUCCAAGACAGCAUCGUCUUGACCCGCUAUGGGGGUGUAGGGCGUGGGGCUAAGGCUGUGAAUGCUGCCAAAUACGGGGUGGCUGGAGUGCUAGUGUACACGGACCCCAAAGACAUCAACGACGGGAAGAGCUUGCCGAACGAGACCUUCCCACACUCCUGGUGCCUGCCUCCCUCGGGCGUGGAGCGAGGCUCCUACUUCGAGUAUUUUGGGGAUCCCUUGACUCCUUACCUUCCAGCUACGCCUUCCUCCUUCCGCCUAAACUCUGACAAUGCCUCUGGAUUUCCCCCAAUUCCCAUUCAACCCAUUGGCUUCGAGGACGCACAAGUCCUUCUCUGUAACCUCGGAGGAAAGUUAGCACCGGCUGACUGGCAGGGAGGACUGGGCUGUGACUACAAUUUGGGGCCAGGCUUCCGGUCGAAUGGUAUCUUCCCAGAAGACGGCCAGGUGAACGUGAGUGUCCACAACCGCCUGGAGCUGCGGAACUCCUCCAAUGUCCUGGGGAUCAUCCGCGGGGCUGUGGAGCCAGAUCGCUACGUGCUAUAUGGAAACCACCGGGACAGCUGGGUUCACGGGGCCGUAGACCCCAGCACUGGUACUGCAGUCCUUCUGGAGCUCUCCCGAGUCCUGGGGACUCUGCUGAAGAAGGGCACCUGGCGUCCCCGCAGAUCAAUCGUGUUUGCGAGCUGGGGGGCAGAGGAGUUUGGGCUCAUCGGCUCCACAGAAUUCACGGAGGAGUUCUUCAGCAAGCUGCAGGAGCGUGCCGUGGCCUACAUCAACGUGGACAUCUCGGUGUUUGCCAAUGCCACCCUGAGGGUGCAGGGCACGCCCCCGAUCCAAAGCGUCGUCUUCUCCGCUGCCAAACAGAUCUCCGCACCGGGCUCCAGCGGUCUCAGCAUCUAUGAUAAUUGGAUCCGAUAUUACAACCGUAGCAGCUCCGUGUACGGCCUGGUCCCCAGUGUGGGGACUCUGGGCGCUGGCAGCGACUAUGCCCCCUUCAUUCACUUCCUGGGCAUCUCCUCCAUGGACAUCGCCUACACCUAUGACCGGAGCAAGACCUCAGCCCGGAUCUACCCCACCUACCACACAGCCUUUGACACAUUUGAUUACGUGGACAAAUUUUUGGACCCUGGUUUCAGCAGCCAUCAGGCCGUGGCCCGGACCGCGGGAAGCGUGCUUCUCCGGCUCAGUGACAGCCUCUUCCUGCCUCUUAACGUCAGUGACUACAGUGAGACCCUCCGCAGCUUCCUGCAGGCUGCCGAGAACCUCCGGGCCCUAUUGGAGCAGCAUAACAUCAGCUUCGGACCCUUGGUGACCGCAGUGGAGACGUUUGAGGGGGCAGCCACGUCAUUCAACCAACGCAUAGCAACACUGCGGGAGGGCACCCCCGAUCCUCUGCAGGUGCGGAUGAUCAAUGACCAGCUGAUGCUCUUGGAACGGACUUUCCUGAACUCACAAGCCUUCCCAGAAGAACGCUACUACAGCCAUGUGCUCUGGGCACCCCGCACCGGCUCUGUGGCCACAUUCCCCGGCCUGUCCAAUGCCUAUUCCCAGGCCGAGAACACAGGCCAUGAACCUGCAGCCUGGGCUGAGGUGCAGAGACAGCUCAGCAUCGUGGUGGCAGCCCUGGAGGGCGCAGCAGCCACCCUGAGGCCCGUGGCUGACCUCUGACCCCACCCUCAUUCUUCAGCUCCCACCCCCACUCUAUCCUACCCUCUCCCCCUCCAGUUUUGAGUGUGUCCCCAUCUCCCUUCAUGCUAGCAAAGGGCACGACCACAGGACCCUCUCUAACUUCUGAGGGGUCCCACCAGUGUGGACACUUGAAGGGAGUGACAAGCCCCAGAUGAAAAUUUCCCUCUUGCUGCAUCUUGGUUGGCAGAGGGUGAACAGGAGACAGGGAUGAGGGGAAUGGCAAAACCACCAGCUACUCUUGGUAGCAGAUGGGUGAAGAUGGGAUGCAUAAUGCCAACCUUAGAUGUCAACUCAGAGACCACCAGAGCCACCCCCCAGUGAUCAGCAAGGAAACUAAGGCCCAGGGUGGACAGGGAAUGGUCCAGUUUGGGUUUCUCUUCCCCUACGCCCCUAGCACAUCUCAACUCCUCCCUGCCCUCCCCAAAUAAAUCAAGCCAAGCUGUUGUUCCUU
This is a messenger RNA of Odocoileus virginianus texanus, 4905 nucleotides long. RefSeq names its product N-acetylated alpha-linked acidic dipeptidase like 1 (gene NAALADL1). The record is from RefSeq and is a predicted model, not a curated record. Gene Ontology annotation, molecular function: carboxypeptidase activity. Lineage: Eukaryota; Metazoa; Chordata; Mammalia; Artiodactyla; Cervidae.